UUGGGGCUGAACUUGGUAGGGAGAACCCGUGUUCGAUCCCCCACAACAACAAUUGGGAGAACCCGUGUUCGAUCCCCCGCAGCACUAAGUUAUUACGAAGUAUUACAUGGAAUAAAAUAGUACGGAUUACAAUAUAGAAUAAAAGAAAAAGGGAAUUACCAUGGUGUUAAUGACCUUUUUUUUAGGGAAAGAUGGUAUUAAUGACUGAUCAUGAGGAUAAGGGAAUGUCUUUUUGAAAACAGACUGAAAAUAAGAAGCAUAUUUAUACUUAAUUUUUACUUUAAAAGCAUUAUACAAUUACAAGUAGUUGAUGUCUUGACCUAGUGGUUAAAACUGAGGUUAUGUACACUAGCAGGUCUCAUGUUCGAACCCUUAUUAUAUUAAUUUAUAUUGCCCUUGUAGUUUAUUCACACAGAAAAAAUAUACAUAGUUGGACUGCGUACUAAACACUCUUGAUCCACAUAACUAAUUAAAUCUUAAGUAAAUGCGCAACGGUAAAUAGAAACAAUCAUAAACUACUCUAUAUUACAUUCUUUUUCCCCUUAAAAUGUGUCAGCCAAAUUGUUGCGUGACUAUACUGAUACACAACCAUGCCGAAAUACAGGUGACAUUAACAAACGAAAAUGAGUACAUAACAGGAGUGACUGGUGCCAUUACUACCGCUACUGGUCGUCGUCCAGAAAUGAUGAACUGGAUAUCAUUUCAAACCAACUUACAGAACUAUGGACCGUUUGGUAAUAACACGAUAGACACUAACAAAAUGAAACCAUUUAGUUGCAAGUUUGGGCCACAAAACCAAUUUGGUGGAUUUCAUGGUAGUUUCAAUGCUACUGGUCUUGUCUCCAUUGGAGUUUAUCUCAAGCUUUCUCAACCUGCAGGGAAUUGUAGCUCGAACAACUUCCGGGGAAUACAAGAAUGGAAUUUGAAGAGAGUAGAUCCAACAGAUUAGCAGAUGUAUAUAUUAUAUUGGCCAGAUUAAAAACCAUGGAAUUCGAACUACUUGUGUAUUUGGACCUGGUCCUCGAUCUCCCGGAAUAAUUGGUGGAAAAUUUAAAACUUGCUAUAUGAUAAACCUUAAGAAAGAAUAAUAUUCCAUGGUUUGUGAAAAUUCUUCCCAUUUUCCU
Messenger RNA from Spinacia oleracea (spinach), 1124 nucleotides. Its product is annotated as jacalin-related lectin 2-like. Bases 548 to 949 code for a protein of 133 amino acids. Lineage: Eukaryota; Viridiplantae; Streptophyta; Magnoliopsida; Caryophyllales; Amaranthaceae. The transcript has 2 exons. The record is from RefSeq and is a predicted model, not a curated record.